UUUAUCGAUGCCUUUUAAGCUUAAUUAUACGUUGUAUAUGUAUGUUUACAUCGGUAUUAUUCAACAAUACGUAUAGAAAUUAUUUCGAUUUGAAAAUCCAAAAAAUUGUCACAGAAAUUAAUAUUAAAUAAAAUGAUAGAACAAGAUAUUGAAGCAGAUCAAGGUGGUUUGCGAGUAGAUGGUAGACGUCCAUUAGAAUUGAGACAAAUUCGCGUAAGAUUGGGUGUUUUUGGCCAAGCUGAUGGAAGUGCUUACAUAGAGCAUGGUAAAACCAAAAUUUUGGCGGCAGUGUACGGGCCUCAUCAGCCUAGAGGCACAGGAAGAAGUGGUAGUAACAGUAGCAAAGCUGUUGUAAAUUGUCAGUAUAGCGUAGCAGUAUUUAGCUUCAUGUCUGGGGAACGGAAACGUAGACCACGAGGUGAUCGUAAAUCACAAGAAAGAUCCCUUGAAUUACGUCGUGCGAUGGAAGUUAUAAUACAUUUGGAAUUGUAUCCACGCUCGCAGAUAGAUAUUUUUGUGGAAGUUUUACAAGUCGAUGGAAGCGACUACUGCGCAUCCGUUAAUGCAGCUACUUUGGCACUGAUCGACGCUGGAAUACCUAUAAAAAAUUAUGCAAUAGGAUGUACAAUAACAUUAGUCAAUUCUUCGUAUACGGAUGGAGAGGAAAAAGCUGUCAGUAACACAAGUGUAUUAGAUGCAAAUUUUAUAGAAGAAUGCGCAUCAGGUGUAACUUUAUCUAUCGUUGCAUUACCUGAAACAAAUAAUGAUAAUGCAUCAAAAAAUUCUGGAUUGAUAGUUGUUGCGCAAGGAGCAGGUCAAAGGUUACAUUUAUCGCAUUUGGAAGCAUUAAAACAGCGUGCUUUGCUUGGAUGUCAAGAUAUAAGAACGAUCUUAGAUUGUGCCGUACGACAUCAUUUAACGAUACAUUCGCUUCCAUCAUUGUGUAACGUUACAUUGGAUUAGAGUAAAAUAAAGAAAUAUUUAUUCUACUAAUAUAAA
Polistes canadensis is the source of this 999-nucleotide messenger RNA. It is a transcript of the gene Ski6, whose product is annotated as exosome complex component RRP41. The coding region runs from base 133 to 963 and encodes 276 amino acids. The transcript has 3 exons. Lineage: Eukaryota; Metazoa; Arthropoda; Insecta; Hymenoptera; Vespidae. Gene Ontology annotation, biological process: poly(A)-dependent snoRNA 3'-end processing; U4 snRNA 3'-end processing; rRNA catabolic process. Gene Ontology annotation, cellular component: nuclear exosome (RNase complex); cytoplasmic exosome (RNase complex); nucleolus. The record is from RefSeq and is a predicted model, not a curated record.